Protomyces lactucae-debilis is the source of this 678-nucleotide messenger RNA. RefSeq names its product P-loop containing nucleoside triphosphate hydrolase protein. The coding region runs from base 1 to 678 and encodes 225 amino acids. Gene Ontology annotation, molecular function: GTP binding; GTPase activity. The record is from RefSeq and is a predicted model, not a curated record. Lineage: Eukaryota; Fungi; Ascomycota; Taphrinomycetes; Taphrinales; Protomycetaceae. The transcript is spliced from 2 exons.
AUGGAGCGUGGCACCCAAAUCGACCGCAAGAUUGUCAUCCUCGGCCAGCAAGGUGUUGGUAAAUCCUCGCUUGUCCUAAGAUAUGUCAAUCAGACCUUCCAGGAGAAUGGCGCCAGUACGAUUGGGGCUAGCUUUCUAGCAAAGAAGGUACAAGUGGAUGAAACAACUGUACGAUUGCAGAUAUGGGACACAGCGGGCCAGGAACGCUUUAGAAGCAUGGCCCCCAUGUAUUACCGCGGCUCGCACGCAGCCAUCUUAUGCUACGACCUCACGUCUCGUGAUUCCUUUGAGACGAUGCACUCAUGGCUUGCAGAACUACGCAAGAAUAUGCCAGAUGAUAUUCUCAUCCAUCUCGUUGGCACAAAGACGGAUCGCGUACGUCAAGAUCCGUCACUACGUCAAGUGACAUUUGGGACAAGUGUAGCGUAUGCCGUGCAACACCUCGGCCUCGCUUCACAAGAAGAAGGAUUCGCCAUCUGUCAUGAAGUCUCGGCAAAAGAUGAGGGACCUGGGAAUGGUGUUGAAGCGCUCUUCCUGGCCAUUGUCAAGAGACUUGUAGAGACGGCCGCUAGGACGGACUCCGAGCGUGCCAUGCGGUCGCGUGGCAAUAUGGUGGGUAUGGGCAGUGGUGUGCAUAUCGCGGAUAAGUCGGCACGCAAGAAAUCAAAUUGCUGCUGA